Molecule: messenger RNA, 491 nt
Organism: Tachysurus fulvidraco (yellow catfish)
Lineage: Eukaryota; Metazoa; Chordata; Actinopteri; Siluriformes; Bagridae
Gene: mrpl57
Product: mitochondrial ribosomal protein L57
Exons: 2
Coding region: 43-447 (134 amino acids)
Biological process (GO): mitochondrial translation
Cellular component (GO): mitochondrial ribosome
Molecular function (GO): structural constituent of ribosome
Source: RefSeq, a predicted model, not a curated record
CUCCAGUCCGCUGGCGGCGCUAGUGAGCACUAACGCGCCUCAAUGAUGUCAGGCGCGGUGCAUUGUGGGAUUGUGCUAUGUGCUUAUGGAGGAUGCCAUUGUGUGCUACAGCAGAAUUACAGAGAAUUUAAAAAAAGAAUGUUCCUGACUCUGGCCCUGCUGCGGAAGGGAAUUCCAGGCCAGCAAUGGAUCGGGAAAUGGCGCAGGCCACGUCACGUUACCUGGCAGAUGAAGCGGAACACGGUGGAGCGACUGGAGCGUGAGGCUCAGAACGAGUACUGGCUGAGUCGACCUUACCUGAGCCACGAGCAGGAGAGAGGCCACGCCCACGCUCGCCGCACACACACCUGGGAGACCAUCCGCCAUGCCCGCCAGUCCACCUUCCCCCAACACACCUCCAUAACUGAACACCUGAAGCACCUCAACAUUACCCGCACCUGGAGCUAACACACCUUAGAGUGCUGUGUAAAUAAAUUACUGGCUCAUUGAAA